Tuber melanosporum (Perigord truffle) is the source of this 1608-nucleotide messenger RNA. RefSeq lists its product as uncharacterized. The record is from RefSeq and is a predicted model, not a curated record. Gene Ontology annotation, cellular component: membrane. The coding region runs from base 1 to 1608 and encodes 535 amino acids. The transcript is spliced from 5 exons. Gene Ontology annotation, biological process: lipid metabolic process. Gene Ontology annotation, molecular function: oxidoreductase activity, acting on paired donors, with oxidation of a pair of donors resulting in the reduction of molecular oxygen to two molecules of water. Lineage: Eukaryota; Fungi; Ascomycota; Pezizomycetes; Pezizales; Tuberaceae.
AUGGCGCGGUUGGCAGACAGGAUGCUGUCAAGAAGGCAGGUUGAAGGAUUGAUUGCUGAAGGGAAAACUAUUUUCAUCUUUGACGGGAAUGUUGUACGAGCCGAUGCUUGGCUGAGGUUUCAUCCAGGGGGCGAUAAGACUAUUCUGCACAUGGUCGGUAGAGAUGCUACUGAUGAGGUUAAUGCUUUACAUUCAAUUGAAUCUCGGGCUCAGAUGAGACGUUUUAUAAUUGGAAAGGUUCAGCAACCUUGGGAAAGCUUUACACCGCCUCUGCAUGGCGGUAAGUUUCGUCCAUACAUUGAGGGUGAGGAAGAUGAAGAAUUGUCCGAGCCCGAAUGCCCACAAGGCGAGGGGGCUCGAUCCCCGUCAUCAUUGUCCGUCAGCAGUGACGACAAUAGUUUUCUAUUGGACCCCGGCCUUCGUCGCAUGGAAGAGUUGACGAGGAAGGGAAUGGAGUACGAUCUCGCGACGUACCCAGCCCUUGACGCAGAGACACAAGGAAAAAUAGUCGGUCUUUAUCGAGAAUUGGACGAGCAGGUACGAUCGGCUGGGCUUUACAAUUGCAACUAUGUUCGGUAUAUGAGGGAAGUUGCGCGUUACCUGACGUAUCUCUCGACUUCGUUAAUACUCUUGCACUAUGGAUGGUACAAGAUGUCAGCGUUCUUUCUGGGAGUGUUCUGGCAUCAGAUCACCUUCACUGCUCACGACGCUGGUCAUAUGGGAAUAACACACCACUUUCAUGUCGACACAUGUAUCGGUAUCUUCAUUGCAGAUUUUUGUGGAGGUCUCUCAUUGGGGUGGUGGAAGAGAAGCCACAAUGUACAUCAUAUUGUUACAAAUGACCCAGAACAUGAUCCCGAUAUUGAGCAUCUUCCUUUCUUUGCCGUUAGCCAUCGCCUCUUCAGCAGUCUAUACUCAACUUACUACGAUCGUGUGAUGCAAUUUGAUGCCGUCGCUAGAGCGUUAGUCAAGUUUCAGAAUUACCUUUAUUACCCGAUCCUUUGCUUUGGCAGAUUCAAUUUAUACCGUCUUUCCUGGGAGUACCUUAUUCUCGGGCUUGGCCCUCGUAAGGGAAUUGCUGCGUACCAGAGAUGGCUCGAAAUUACUGGCAUGGCAGUCUUCUGGUAUUGGUUUGGGUAUCAACUUUUGUACAGGUCUAUACCCACCAAUUGGGAUCGAUUCCUGUUUGUUAUGAUCAGUCAUGCGGUGACGAUGCCUCUACAUGUGCAGAUUACACUAUCACAUUUUGCCAUGUCGACGUCUGACUUGGGGGUCAAAGAGAGCUUUGCACAGAGAAUGUUGAGGACUACUAUGGAUGUCGACUGCCCACGGUGGUUGGAUUUCGUGCAUGGGGGAUUGCAAUUCCAGGCAUGCCCCCACAUGGCAAUCCACCACCUUUUCCCACGUAUCCCGAGACACAAUCUCCGAACAGCUCGGGAGCUAGUUAUGGAGUUCUGCAAAAAAUCAGGUGUCCCGUAUGCUCUUUACAGAUUCUAUGAUGGCAACAAGAAAGUGAUCGGCCAUUUGGGCGAAGUUGGCAGACAAGCUAAGAUCUUGGCCGAAUGUCAGGCAGCAAUCAUUAAUAAGGGUGAUUAUGGUCAUAUGUGA